CUGUGGCAUGGGUUCGUAAUUUCGGAAGCCGGACAGACGCAUCGGCACUGUUAUUGUUUCUGAAUGAAAAUUCAAGGGAUGUGGAUAUAGCCGCACGUUUUACAUGAACUUAAUUGAACUGUCGCAGUCAUUUUUUUAUACGGAAUUAAUGUGGUGUGAAUGUAUUUAAGUAAGUAGUUGUACAGUAUUUAUAUCUUAGCAAGUUGCAGCUUAGCUAGACGCGGAGGCCUGUUACCACCGCGCGUCGAUUUUAACAAUAGCCGAGAUACACUCCCCUUUGCAUGGGCGAACUGUCCUCAUGAAAUUCUUUUUACUGUGAGAAAUAGGUGCUCAGAUCAUAGAAGUAGUACACAGAGCGUGUCGCACAUGGGGCUACACUUUUAAUAUCUUGUGUUUAUUUAUGGACAUUUUUACGAAGACAUUGGAGCAUUUUUAAACACAUCAUUUUGAGAAACACAAAAGGAAUAUGUCCAACGGAGCUGCGGGGAGCGGAGGAUUGACUUGGGUGACACUCUUUGACAAGAACGCGGCGGCGAAGAAGGAGAAGGAGCGCGAGAAGGAGCGCGAGAGGGAGCGCGAGCGCGAGCGCGAGGAGGCCAACGGACACCACGGCGGCCAUGGAGACGCACCGAGGCCGAGAGCGGACGGAGGAGGAGGAGGAGGAGGAGGAGGAGGGAAGAAGAAGUCGGCGGCGGACAAGAUGUCUGUGGAGCGCGUAUAUCAGAAGAAGACACAGCUGGAACACAUACUGCUCAGGCCCGACACCUACAUCGGCUCAGUAGAGCCCGUCACACAGCAAAUGUGGGUGUUUGACGAGGAGGUGGGCAUGAACCUGAGGGAGAUCACCUACGUACCCGGCCUCUACAAGAUCUUCGACGAGAUCCUGGUGAACGCAGCCGACAACAAGCAGAGGGACAAAAACAUGACCACCAUCAAAAUCAACAUCGAUGCAGAGGGCAACACGGUGUCCAUCUGGAACAACGGUAAAGGCAUUCCGGUGGUGGAACACAAAGACGAGAAGAUGUACGUCCCCGCCCUCAUCUUCGGACACCUCCUCACCUCCAGUAACUAUGACGACGACGAGAAGAAGGUCACAGGUGGCAGGAACGGAUACGGUGCCAAACUCUGCAACAUCUUCAGCACCAAGUUCACCGUGGAGACGGCCUGCAAAGAAUACAAACACAGCUUCAAGCAGACCUGGCAGAACAACAUGACCAAGACAGCGGACCCCAAGAUCAAGUAUUUCGACGGCGACGACUUCACGUGCGUGACAUUCCAGCCGGACCUGUCCAAGUUCAAGAUGGAAAAGCUGGACAGGGACAUGGUAGCUCUCAUGACGCGGCGCGCCUACGACAUCGCCGGGUCCUGCCGAGGGGUCAAGGUCAUGUUCAACGGCAAGAAGCUCCCGGUGACCGGUUUCCGCAGCUACGUGGACCUGUACUGCAAGGACAAGCUGGACGAGAUGGGCGUGGCCCUGAAGGUGGUCAACGAGACGGUUAACGAGCGCUGGGAGGUGUGUCUGACGCUCAGCGAGAAGGGCUUCCAGCAGAUCAGCUUCGUCAACAGCAUCGCCACCACAAAGGGUGGGAGGCAUGUGGACUAUGUCGUGGACCAGAUUGUCUCAAAACUGAUUGAGGUGGUCAAGAAGAAGAACAAGGCUGGAGUCAACGUGAAACCCUUCCAGGUGAAGAACCAUGUCUGGGUGUUUGUGAACGCGCUGAUCGAGAACCCGACGUUUGACUCGCAGACCAAGGAGAACAUGACGCUUCAGACCAAGAGCUUCGGAUCCAAAUGCCAGCUCUCAGAGAAGUUCAUACGCUCGGCCACCAACUGUGGUAUCGUGGAGAGCAUCCUGAACUGGGUGAAGUUUAAGGCCCAGACGCAGCUGAAUAAGAAGUGCUCCUCCGUCAAACACAGCAAGAUCAAGGGCAUCCCCAAACUGGAUGACGCCAACGACGCAGGUGGUAAGCACUCGUCGGACUGCACUCUGAUCCUGACGGAGGGAGACUCGGCCAAGACGCUGGCGGUGGCCGGGCUGGGGGUCAUAGGUCGCGACCGCUACGGAGUCUUCCCUCUCAGGGGAAAGAUCCUCAACGUGCGCGAAGCCACACACAAACAGAUCAUGGAGAAUGCGGAGAUCAACAACAUCAUCAAGAUCCUGGGCCUGCAGUACAAGAAGAGUUACGAAGACCCAGAGUCCCUACGCUCACUACGAUACGGACACAUCAUGAUCAUGACCGAUCAGGUACACACACACACACACACACACACACACACACACACACACACACACACACACACACACACACACACACACACACACACACACACACACACACACACAGCUACGAGGACCCCGAAUCCCUACCUGCCCAGCUAUAAGAACUUCAAGGGCAUCAUCCACACAUGCACCCAUAAACACCCAUCUCUGCCCAGCUAUAAGAACUUCAAGGGCAUCAUCCACGAGCUGGGUCAGAACCAGUACCUGGUGAGCGGAGAGGUGUCGGUUCUGGACAGGAACACCAUCGAGAUCACCGAGCUGCCCGUCCGGACCUGGACACAGUCCUACAAAGAGUCGGUGCUGGAGCCGAUGCUGCAGGGGACGGAGAAGACUCCGGCGCUGAUCAGCGACUACAAGGAGUACCACACGGACACCACCGUCAAGUUCGUGGUGCGCAUGAGCGAGGAGAAGCUGGCACAGGCCGAGGCGGCCGGGCUGCACAAGGUCUUCAAGCUGCAGUCCUCGCUCACGUGCAACUCUAUGGUGUUGUUCGACCACAUGGGCUGCUUGAAGCGCUACGAGUCCGUUCAGGACAUCCUGAAGGAGUUCUUCGAGCUCCGCCUCCACUACUACAAGCUGAGGAAGGAUUGGAUGAUGGGCAGCCUGGGGGCGGAGGCUGCCAAGCUGUCCAAUCAGGCGCGCUUCGUCCUGGAGAAGAUCGAGGGGAAGAUCUCCAUUGAGAACAAGACCAAGAGGGAUCUGAUCCGGCUGCUGGUGCAGAGAGGCUACGAGUCGGACCCUGUGCUCGCAUGGACUAAGGCCCAGGAGAAGGCGGUGGAUGAGGAUGCUGAUAGUGACAGUGACGGCUCGAUAGACUCCGGCUCCACCUCGGGCCCCAACUUCAACUACAUCCUCAACAUGUCUCUGUGGUGCCUGACCAAGGAGAAGGUGGACGAACUGCUCAAGCAGAGAGACGGCAAGAAAUCGGAGCUGAACGACCUGCAGAAGAAAUCUCCUCAGGACCUCUGGAGGGACGACCUGGCCGUCUUCGCAGAGGAGCUGGACCGUCUGGAGGAGGCUGAGAAGGAGACGAUCCAGCUGGGCAAGGCUGCCAAGAUGGUGAAGGGCAAGGUGGGCAAGCCCAAGGCUCGCAAGAUGGAGCUGGAGGAGACGCUUCCCUCGCCGUACGGCCGCCGCAUAGAGCCCACCGUCUCGCUCGCCACCAAGGCCGACGCCGCCAAGAAGAUGGGCAAGAAGAAGAAGAGCGACGUAGACAUGAAGAUGGAGUUUGACAUGGAGGACGGGGAGGGAGGAGGAGGAGGCGCAGGAGGAGGAGGCGCAGGUGCCGGGGAGAACUCCCUGAUCUCCCCCUCCGGACAGGCACAGGCCAAACCCAAAACACCACGCGUCAAGAAGGAGAAGAAGGAGCCAGCUACCCCGCGCGAGAGGAAGACUCCGGGCCCCAAGGGGACGCCGGCGGGUAAGAAGGUGAAGAAGAGGAACCCCUGGUCAGACGAGUCGGACAAGUCAGACAGCGACCUGGAGGAGAGCGCCCCCGUCAUCCCCCGAGAAACCAAGUCAAUGAGGGCAUCAGCUGGUAAGGCCAAGUACACGUUUGACUUCUCGGAGGAGGAGGGCGGCGGCGACGAUGACGACGACCAGGAGGAGGAAGAUGGCCGCUCGUCACCCGUGGCGACGGGCCGCUCGUCGUCUCCGCUGCGUUCCUACGGCGACUCGCAGCCGAGCAGGGAGCUGUUCAGCAACAGCAACACCACGCAGGACGAGGACGAGGACGACAUCUUCCCACCCAGAGCCACACACACAUCGUCGACGCCUGCAGCCAAGAAGAAGACGCCCACGAAGACAUUCACCUCCAAAACGGCCUUCUCCGACAAGAGCGACGACAGCGAUGUUUGUGUUGUAGAUGGUGGCAAGUCGGACAGUGAGGAGGACCACAGCCAAGCCUUCUCCACAUACUCCAGCAGCUCAGCAUUCGAAAAGCCAACGCCCGCCAAAAAAGCAGCUAAGAGGCCGUCGGAAGGGGCGACCCCCAAACCCAGGAAGACGCCGGCCAAGCCCAAGCCCAAGCCCAAAGCAGACCUGUCCACACCCCACUCCGCAUCCGUCUGGGACUCCGACUCGGACACGGGGGCCAAGAAGAUGACCGCAUCAGCACCAGCAGCACUCAAAGGUAAAGGUCGGGCCAAGAAGAGGAAGGGAUCGGAUUCGGAAGGCGACGACUUCGCUCCCGUGAAGAAAACACCUGCUGCUAAAACACCCAGGAAGAAGAAGGUGGCGGCGGCUCCUGCGGCGUCUGACGAUGACGAUGAUGACGAUCGGGAGAUGAAGACGUCGUUCAGCAGCCGCUCGGCCGAUCGCCCCGGACGCUCCGCCAGGAAGGAAGUCAAAUACUUCGCAGAGUCCAACGACGAGGAAGAGGAGGACGACAUGUUUGACUAAAAAAAAAACAACCAACCAACCAGCCGCCCAGCCCACGAUGACUUGACACACACACACACACACACACACACACACACACACACACACACACACACACACACACACACACACACAUGCACACACACCAGCCCCCACACACAUGCACACACACACAAACCUUUAAAAAAUGACAUUAACACUCCUAGACUUACUCCUUCCAUCUGUCUUAUACACAGACACACACACACAUUCGUGCGGACACACACACACACACACACACAUUUGUGGAUUAACUACCGUACUUUCGUCCAGCAGACUUUUGUAAAUCUGAUUUCCAACUCCCGUCUUUUAUUUGACUUUUAUUGUGACGAUGUUCAAUGCUUUCUACCGUGUAGCUGUUUUACACUUUUAUUAUUAUUAUUAUUAUUGUUAUACAUUACAGGACUUUUACUUUGUUUUUUUGUUUGUUUUUUCGUUUUAUGUAUUUUUUUUAAUCAUUGAAAUGUAUUUGUCCUAAGCGGCUUUUAGGAGUUUAGAUGCGGUGCUACUGCACAUUUUAACUGUUGAAAAAUACAACAAAAAAAACAGAACAAAAUGUACCUUUUUGAGAUGAAACUUGGAAAUAAAUAUUACUGAAAUGUA
This is a messenger RNA of Engraulis encrasicolus (European anchovy), 5302 nucleotides long. Its product is annotated as DNA topoisomerase 2-beta-like. The record is from RefSeq and is a predicted model, not a curated record. Gene Ontology annotation, molecular function: ATP binding; DNA topoisomerase type II (double strand cut, ATP-hydrolyzing) activity; DNA binding. Bases 467 to 4681 code for a protein of 1404 amino acids. Gene Ontology annotation, cellular component: nucleus. NCBI's taxonomy places the organism in Eukaryota, Metazoa, Chordata, Actinopteri, Clupeiformes, Engraulidae. The transcript has 29 exons. Gene Ontology annotation, biological process: resolution of meiotic recombination intermediates; DNA topological change; sister chromatid segregation.